CAUUAUUGUCCUCAGGGUUUCGAUGGCGCUGGACCGAGCUAGAGCCGUUUCACGAUCGAUUAUGAUGGAGCUGCUCUGACGGCCAGAACCGGUCCGCACUGGCUAUAUAGACGGCAGACUCGCUCGGUUUUUCUUCAAUCUUUCUUCAGUACACAGGAUUGUCCGACUCUUUCUCCUUCCUUUCUACAUUCUCUUCCACUCCACCGGUCUGUGACCGUCACAUUCUUUCCACACCACUUCCAUUCCUUCUCCAUCGGUAUACUGGUAUACCGGUCCUUUCGCUGUCUUUUCCUUCAGAUAUUUGACUAUCACCAAAACAAACAACAUGAAGACCACCGGCUCCGUCCUUGCCCUUGCCGGGCUCGUCUCCCUGGUCCACGGCCACGGUUUCGUCACCUCUCCCAACCCCCGUCUUCCCGGCUCCGCUAUGGAGGCCGCUUGUGGCCAGCAGGUGUACGACAACCAGGAGUCCAACAAGUACGGCAACAUCCAGAACAUGCUGCAGGUUGCUGCCGACCAGAGCGACUACAACGCCACCGCAUGUGACAUCUGGCUGUGCAAGGGUUACAAGUUCGCCGACAACAAGGACAACGUCUACUCGUACAAGCCCGGUGAGGUCGUCGACUUUGUCGUCGACAUUAUGGCCCCCCACACCGGUACCGCCAACGUCUCCGUCGUCCAGACCUCCACCGACACCGUCAUUGGCUCCCCUCUGAUCUACUGGAGCGUGUACGCCUCCACGGCCACCGGUGUCACCAAGAACGAGACCAACUUCAGCGUCACCAUCCCCGACGACCUGGGUGACAAGUGUGCCACCGGCGGUGACUGUGUGCUCCAGUGGUGGUGGAACGCCGCUUCCAUCAACCAGACCUACGAGUCUUGCGUUGACUUCACCGUCUCCGGCUCCGCUUCCUCCUCUUCGUCCUCGGAUGCUUCCACCUCCAGCGCCGCUGCCGUCAGCGAGCCCACCACCACCAACGCUGCCGCCACCGUCUCCACCCCUGACACCGCCAACAACAUCGCCCCGGCCUCCUCCAGCGCUCCCACCACCCUGGCCACCAGCAUCAAGCAGGCUGCUACCACCACCCCCGCUGCCGUUGCUGUUGCUGUUGCCACCGCCUCGGCCUCGGCCUCCAGCGUGGCCAUCCCCACCGACGGCACCUCCGAGGAGCAGCUCACCUGGGUUGCCAGCCUGCUGAAGGCUCUCCUCAAGUACGCUAACUAAAGCGUGGAUGUUAACUGUGC
Aspergillus heteromorphus CBS 117.55 is the source of this 1245-nucleotide messenger RNA. RefSeq names its product lytic polysaccharide monooxygenase. The record is from RefSeq and is a predicted model, not a curated record. Lineage: Eukaryota; Fungi; Ascomycota; Eurotiomycetes; Eurotiales; Aspergillaceae. The transcript has a single exon. Bases 326 to 1225 code for a protein of 299 amino acids.